Messenger RNA from Daldinia loculata, 955 nucleotides. RefSeq lists its product as uncharacterized. The transcript has 2 exons. Lineage: Eukaryota; Fungi; Ascomycota; Sordariomycetes; Xylariales; Hypoxylaceae. The coding region runs from base 102 to 707 and encodes 201 amino acids. The record is from RefSeq and is a predicted model, not a curated record.
CUUUGUUAUUCUCGUGUAAGUGAAGCUGAGUAGAUGUAGAUGGUACAUAUAGGUACCUUUUUAUCCUUGUACUUCGUACCUAACCUACAUACACUACAUGCAUGUACCAUGUAUAUUCCACUCAAGGUAGCUCCGCUCUACCGCCUCCACAUUUUUUUAAAGUGCACGGUGCUCUUCGCAGCCAGUUGCCAGUUAGACACCUUCCAUUCUUUCAAGUUGUCUCCUCUCAUUCUAACCCAUCCAGCCGCCCAUCCAGCAGCUGCCAUCCCCCAUCACACCUCGAUCUUCUGCAUCAAUCACUUGUCAGCUUUAAUAAAAACCAAAAGCAAAGUGAUACGGGCAUAAUACUACCCGUCCUUUCUGCUACCCGCGCAACACAAGGACUACUUCCUCUUUUUUUUUCCAACCACCAGUUUUAUAGCCGGCCUAUCUCUUACCCUCCAUCCAAUUUUUUUCGCCGCUUUCGUUGCCCGCAUUUUUCGAUAAACUCCAGGUUUUCCUCUCUCGUCGGGGUUUUCCCUUCUGCUCCGCGGCCUCGUGCCAACUUUUUUUUUUUCUCACGCAACCCACCCACGAACCAUCUGAUUCGGCAAACAAUUCGUCCAGGCAUUUCUUACUUGGUUCCUCGUGAUUCGCGCAACGACUUUGCAGAGUCUUGCCUAUUUUCUCGCAGCGCACGCGAGCUUUUCCCCAACCUUUUGUUCUAAACAGUCAUCAGGACUCGCGCCUCGUUUCUACCGACCGCGAUCAUGGCGUCUACUGAGGUUUCCGCUACCCGGCUUUACUUGGGCAACCUGCCAAAGGGUGGUAAGUUAUACCGGAUGCUUGCUCGAGCUCAUGUUGCAGUGUAACGGAGCUUCGAGCUAGAUUUUGUGUCGCCCUGUCGUGACUGCUAACUGUCCCGUCUAGCAACCAAGGCCGAUGUGGAAGCCCACUUCGCAACCCAUGGCACUGG